ACCCUAGGCUUAAACCCUUCGGUUUUCAACAUUUCAGCGUACAUAGAUACCCACUAUGGCCGCUUCUCUUAUUCGCCGUUCUCUGCAGCGUCGCGAUCUUCAAACUGCUACCUUCUCCGCUUGCAGAUCCUUUUCUGGCAAUGCAAGGGCAUCAUUGGCAAACUCACCUCUGGUUAACAGAUGGGCAACCCUGUCAAGGCCUUUCAGCUCAAGGCCUGUUGGCAAUGAUGUUAUCGGCAUUGAUCUGGGAACCACCAAUUCAUGUGUAUCAGUGAUGGAUGGAAAGAGUGCUAGAGUAAUUGAGAAUUCUGAAGGAGCCCGCACUACACCAUCAGUUGUUGCCUUCAACCAACAAGGAGAGCUAAUUGUUGGGACUCCAGCCAAACGUCAGGCAGUAACUAACCCUACAAACACUCUUUUUGGAACCAAACGUCUCAUAGGUCGGCGUUUCAAUGAUCCUCAGACACAGAAAGAAAUGAAAAUGGUUCCUUACAAAAUUGUUAAAGCUCCCAAUGGAGAUGCUUGGGUUGAAGCCAAUGGGAAGACAUAUUCUCCAAGCCAAAUUGGUGCAUUUGUUUUGACAAAGAUGAAGGAAACUGCAGAGGCAUACCUUGGGAAGACAGUGUCAAAAGCUGUGAUUACUGUUCCAGCUUAUUUUAAUGAUGCACAAAGACAAGCAACAAAGGAUGCUGGUCGAAUUGCUGGGCUAGAUGUUCAGAGGAUUAUCAAUGAACCAACUGCUGCUGCACUUUCCUAUGGGCUAAAUAACAAGGAGGGUAUCAUAGCCGUGUUUGACCUUGGAGGUGGAACUUUUGAUGUUUCGAUAUUGGAAAUUUCAAGCGGUGUGUUUGAGGUUAAAGCUACAAAUGGAGACACCUUUUUGGGAGGAGAAGACUUUGAUAAUGCACUGUUAGACUUCUUAGUGGAUGAGUUCAAGCGGACAGACCACAUUGACCUAUCAAAGGACAAGCUUGCCCUGCAGAGGCUUCGAGAAGCUGCAGAAAAGGCAAAGAUUGAACUCUCAUCUACAUCCCAGACUGAAAUCAACCUACCAUUCAUAACUGCUGAUGCAUCUGGAGCUAAACAUUUAAAUAUAACUUUAACCAGAUCCAAGUUUGAGGGUCUAGUGAGCAGACUCAUUGAGAGAACAAGGGACCCAUGUAAGAACUGUUUGAAGGAUGCUGGGAUAUCCCUUAAUGAAGUAGAUGAAGUUUUGCUUGUUGGAGGAAUGACACGUGUUCCAAAGGUGCAAGAAGUGGUAGCACAAAUUUUUGGAAAAGCUCCAAGCAAGGGGGUUAACCCUGAUGAGGCUGUUGCAAUGGGAGCAGCAAUUCAGGGUGGCAUCCUUCGAGGUGAUGUUAAGGAGCUGCUUCUGUUGGAUGUGACCCCUCUGUCACUUGGUAUUGAAACGCUAGGUGGAAUUUUCACAAGGUUGAUCAACAGAAACACAACCAUUCCUACCAAGAAAUCACAGGUUUUCUCUACUGCUGCUGACAACCAGACUCAGGUUGGAAUUAAAGUACUUCAGGGAGAGCGUCAAAUGGCAGCAGACAACAAACUUUUGGGUGAGUUUGAACUUGUUGGUAUUCCCCCUGCACCUAGAGGUCUGCCACAGAUUGAGGUGGCAUUCGAUAUAGAUGCCAAUGGGAUUGUAACUGUUUCUGCCAAGGAUAAGGCAACAAAUAAAGAGCAACAGAUUACAAUCCGAUCUUCUGGAGGACUUUCAGAUGAUGAGAUCAAUAAGAUGGUCAGAGAGGCUGAAAUGCAUGCUCAGAAAGAUGAUGAGAGAAAAGCUUUGAUUGACUUGAGAAAUAGUGCUGACACAACCAUAUACAGCAUCGAGAAGAGCUUGGGUGAAUACAGGAGCAAGAUUCCAGAUGAAGUUACAAAGGAGAUUGAGUCUGCCGUGGAAGAUUUGAGGAAAGCAAUGGCGGGUGAUAAUGCUGAUGAAAUCAAGGCAAAGCUUGAUGCAGCCAAUAAGGCUGUUUCAAAAAUUGGAGAGCAUAUGUCUAAAGGCUCUGGGUCUGGUGGUUCUUCCUCAGAAGGGUCUCACGGUGGUGAAGAAGUUCCAGAAGCAGAAUAUCAGGAGGCCAAGAAAUAGAGUUUCAGUAUAACUGGUACCUCGAAAGUUGAUAAAAACUUUACAUUUUUUAUUAUUCCGGUUUUGUAUCUAAUUUAGAACAAGAGUUGAGAACUCUUCUACCAGAUUGGGCACACGAUCUUAAAUUAACUUCAUUGAUAAUAUUUGAUACAAUUUAAUAAAGUUUUGGAUCCAAU
Messenger RNA from Rubroshorea leprosula, 2277 nucleotides. The record is from the annotation of a GenBank genome assembly. Lineage: Eukaryota; Viridiplantae; Streptophyta; Magnoliopsida; Malvales; Dipterocarpaceae.